Molecule: messenger RNA, 963 nt
Organism: Brassica napus (rape)
Lineage: Eukaryota; Viridiplantae; Streptophyta; Magnoliopsida; Brassicales; Brassicaceae
Exons: 4
Coding region: 1-963 (320 amino acids)
Source: RefSeq, a predicted model, not a curated record
AUGGCAAGAGUCACUAGAAUGAUCAACAAAGUGGCAAUCGACGCUUUGCGGCAAACUCUCUGGUACAGGUCGAAACUCCUACAAUGGAUAUUCCUUGAAAAAUCGAGAACAAUCCAUGACGCUAUUCACAAGGUAACGAACUUCAUCAUGAUAGAAGAAGAGAUGAAAGUCCUCUCCCAGAAGUACAAACCGCAGAAGACGUCCGCGAGAAGAAAAAACCUUCGUAAUGACAGGAACCAGUUCAAGGAUAAUUCCUACUGCGAGUUCCACCAGACCAGAGGUCAUUCCACUAUGAACUGCAAGGUUCUCGGCGCAAGGCUUGCUGCGAAGCUUUCGAAGAUCAAAGCUUAUGGACGGAAGGCUGAGACGAGUUCAAGCUGGAUGGCUCGGUCCCCAACUGAUGACACCUCUAACGAUACGAUUGUCUUUGAAGAGCGGGAAACCAUCGGAAUCGACAAACCUCACUGCGACCCAUUGGUUAUCGAUCUGGUAAUCCGAGACCUGGAAGUAGGAAGGAUCCUUAUCGACACGGGAAGCAUAGUCAACGUCAUCUUCCGCGAUACCCUCCGGAGGAUGAAAAUUGAACUCGGAGAAGUGGUCCCGGAACCAAAACCUCUCGCCGUUUUCUCAGGUGCAAUGUCAAUGACCCUCAGAUCAUUCAAACUCCUAGUGAUGGCUAAAGAGGUGACGAAAAUCAUUGACUUGGCGGUAGUCGAUAACCCGGCCAUCUACAAUGUCAUCAUGGGAACUCCUUGGAUCAAGCCCAUGAAAGCGGUACCGUCGACUUACCACUUUGGCAUCAAGUUCCCAACUCCAAACGGAAUAGCGGCAAAGACUCCGGACAGCGACAUAGUCCCCGAGUCCAUCGCCUUGCCAGCAGAUAUUCCGACCCCUGAAACGGUCGUCGAUCCAACUGAAGCCUCAACGGCUGAAGUAACCGGAACGAUCCCAUCCAGCGAGUAG